CUGCAGGACUUAAUCUUCAUUAACAACAAAUUUGUCAAUAGUCUGUCGGGUAAGACAUUUGGAGUGGUGGAUCCGUCAACGGAAAAGGAGGUGUGUUGUGUGGCGGAAGGGGACGCGGCCGACAUUGAUAGUGCAGUGAAAGCGGCUAGGGCGGCCUUUCUUCGUGAUUCACCAUGGCGUUGCAUGGAUGCUUCGCAGCGUGGUCGACUGCUUUAUCGUCUGGCCGACGCCCUCGCUGCCAACGUAGACUACCUCAGUCAGUUGGAGGCCUUGGAUGCUGGCAAACCUUUGGAAUCGGCUCGGGGAGAUGUGGAUUUCGCCAUAGACACCGUUCGCUACUAUGCGGGUUAUGCGGAUAAAAUCCAUGGCAAGGUAGUGAUUCCUUGCAACGGGGACGUCAUUUGCUACACCCGGAGGGAGCCAGUUGGGGUGGUGGGGGCCAUAAUUCCCUGGAAUUACCCGCUGGAUUUGAUUGCGAUGAAGGUGGCGCCAGCGUUGUGCGCUGGGUGCUGCAUUAUUGUCAAACCAGCCGAGGAGACUCCACUUAGCGCACUCUUCUUUGCGCAUUUGGUUGAACAAAUAGGUUUUCCGCCGGGUGUGGUGAACGUGGUUCCGGGUUUUGGUGAAACGGCCGGUGCUGCGUUGGCGAGUCACCCUGACGUGGACGCGGUGACUUUUACGGGCAGUACUGCUGUGGGUCACUCGGUUAUGCUUGCUGGUGCCGGUACUUUUAAGCGUGUUAAUCUGGAACUGGGCGGCAAGUCACCGCUUAUAAUCUUUGCCGAUGCCGACCUUGAUAAGGCUGCAUCGGUGGCAUUUGAGGGCGUGAUGGAAAAUGCGGGGCAGUGUUGUGUUGCAGCUACUCGCACUUUUGUGGAGGCGUCCGUAUAUGAGGAGAUGUUGGAACGUUUUAAGCGGCUUGCAGAACAGCGCGUUGUCGGUGAUCCGUUCAAAUCUGGAGUUGAACAGGGUCCCCAGGUACUAAUUUGCUUUGCUCUUUCUCUUGUCACUUUUGAGGAGGGUGCUCGUCUUGUGGCUGGUGGUAGACGUUUGGGCGAUAAGGGAUUCUACAUCGCACCCACCGUAUUUGGUGACGUCAGAGACGAUAUGCGAAUCGCAAGUGAGGAGAUCUUUGGACCGGUGCAGGUAGUCCUGCAGUUUCACGAUAUUGAAGAGGUUAUUCAACGCGCUAACUCCUCACAUUAUGGCCUCGGUGGCGGCGUCUUUACCACUGACAUGGACAAGGCCUUUCGAGUCGCUCAGGCUCUCGAAGCUGGCACUGUCUGGUUUGUGAUCAACAGUUACAAUACUUCGCCCGUAAUGCAGCCGUUUGGAGGAUAUAAACACUCGGGAGUAGGCCGAGAAAACGGCAAAGACGGACUCAAGUUCUUCACAGAAAUCAAGACGGUUUCAAUGCCGAUUUCAAAGAAGAACUCGUAA
Hydatigera taeniaeformis is the source of this 1440-nucleotide messenger RNA. The record is from the annotation of a GenBank genome assembly. NCBI's taxonomy places the organism in Eukaryota, Metazoa, Platyhelminthes, Cestoda, Cyclophyllidea, Taeniidae.